Necator americanus (New World hookworm) is the source of this 339-nucleotide messenger RNA. RefSeq lists its product as uncharacterized. NCBI's taxonomy places the organism in Eukaryota, Metazoa, Nematoda, Chromadorea, Rhabditida, Ancylostomatidae. Bases 1 to 339 code for a protein of 112 amino acids. The record is from RefSeq and is a predicted model, not a curated record. The transcript has a single exon.
AUGGAGACUAUCUCAGACUACGACUACCAACAAUGCGAGAACACAGACGAUGAUCUGAAUGCUCUUCUCGGAGCUACAGAGCGUAUCAAAUUUCACGAUAUUGCUCUGCUGGAGACGAAGUGCAGAAAGAACGACGUGCGACAGAUGAAUGACGGUACGCUCUUCAUUCGUGGAGGAAAGGUUCCAUCGCGAAUUGUAGGCUGUGUUGGUUUUGUUGUGCACCCAUCUGUCGAUUCUCACGAGAUUCCUGUCACUUCGUCUGGCCAUUCUUCGACUCCGUUCUCUGCACCAAAAGCCCAACAGCAUCAUCAACUGCUACUCACCAACAUCAGCAGCUGA